This is a messenger RNA of Lotus japonicus, 1399 nucleotides long. RefSeq names its product heat shock factor protein HSF24-like. Gene Ontology annotation, biological process: regulation of transcription by RNA polymerase II. Lineage: Eukaryota; Viridiplantae; Streptophyta; Magnoliopsida; Fabales; Fabaceae. Gene Ontology annotation, cellular component: nucleus. The record is from RefSeq and is a predicted model, not a curated record. Gene Ontology annotation, molecular function: RNA polymerase II cis-regulatory region sequence-specific DNA binding; DNA-binding transcription factor activity.
UCCCAAGCAAGGCAAUUAAGAAUCCUCAAACUCAAACAUCAUCACACCCUAUUCAACUUUCUUUCAUUCUCUUUCUCUCUAUACCUCAUCAGAGAAGAACAAGAAGUUAUGAUUUUUGUCACACCAAUUCAUGUCCAAGAUAUCCAUGGAUAAUUCUGAUCACAGAAACCCUUCUUUCCCUACCUUGAUUCACUCUCGCUUCUUCCUCUUUGGUUUCUAUUGCUGGGAUUGGGAAUUCUUAACCGCUCUCCUCCUUUUCAGUUCUUCUUCCUAGCUCCUAAGCUUAUAGUUAACAUACAUAGUUACAUUUUUUAUUAUUUUUCCUUAUUAAUACAUCAAGGUAGCUUACAAGAGAAAAAAAAAAAAGUACAGAUUUUUUUAUUUGUUUUUAAAAAAAAAUAGUUAAAAAAUUUGUAAGGUGGUAGGUGGAGGGGUAAAUCGGUCAAGGAGAAAUGUCGCAGCGGUCGACGCCGGCACCGUUUUUGGUGAAGACGUAUCAGCUGGUGGAGGAUCCUGCCACGGACGACGUGGUUUCAUGGAGUGAAAGUGGUGGCACGUUUGUGGUGUGGAAACAUGCGGAUUUUGCUAGGGACUUGCUUCCCAAGUAUUUCAAGCACAACAACUUCUCCAGCUUUGUUCGCCAGCUCAAUACUUACGGGUUUCGAAAGAUCGUUCCUGACAAAUGGGAAUUCGCGAACGAGUGCUUCAAGCAAGGCCAAAAGGAGCUGCUAGUGGAAAUCAAGCGGCGGAAGACGGUGUCAGUAACCGGCAAACCUGGUGGCGCAAACUCGGCGUCAAACUCUGGCGGCGAUGACUUGGGUUCAACGUCGACGGGAUCAGUGGACGCAGCGGCGGUGCCAACUGAUUUAUCAUGCGAGAACGAGAAAUUGAAGAUAGACAACGAGAAAUUGAGCUGCGAGCUGGAGCAAGCAAAAAAGCAAUGCGACGAGCUCGUGGCGUUUCUGAGGGAGACACUCGAUGUGGGGCCCGAUCAGAUAAACUGCAUGAUUCGGCAAGGAACUAAUGGGUCCAGCAACGAUGUGGUGGUAGAUGAGUGUAGUGGGGAGAAUUUGAAAUUGUUUGGUGUAUGGCUGAAUGGAGAAAAGGGAGAGAAAGUGAUUGCCACACCCACCAUUACCAAGGGUAACUGCCGCAAGAGAUCGAGGCGUGAAGAACCUGUUGGUGGUCGUGCUAAAGAGAUUAAGACUGUUGUCUAGGACUGGUGUCGAGGUUGCUAUACUAUUUUUAAGAAUGUUUAGUUCAGACUCUUGUCCAUCAUGAUAAAAAUGCAUGAUGAUGGUUAUGUAGUGUAAAAUACAUUUGUAUGAUCUGAAUUUAAUAUGGAUGUUGUAUGUUAUUGAAUUUAAUUGAUAAACUUUAAUAAGUAUAGUUAAUGAUA